Messenger RNA from Gopherus evgoodei (Goodes thornscrub tortoise), 1570 nucleotides. RefSeq names its product membrane bound O-acyltransferase domain containing 7 (gene MBOAT7). Lineage: Eukaryota; Metazoa; Chordata; Testudines; Testudinidae. Gene Ontology annotation, cellular component: mitochondria-associated endoplasmic reticulum membrane contact site; membrane. Gene Ontology annotation, molecular function: lysophospholipid acyltransferase activity. The coding region runs from base 122 to 1555 and encodes 477 amino acids. Gene Ontology annotation, biological process: lipid modification; phosphatidylinositol biosynthetic process. The transcript has 8 exons. The record is from RefSeq and is a predicted model, not a curated record.
AGCUAAGUGGGUGGGGGAGGGAAUCAGUCGCAGGGGUGUGAGUCCGUGCAAAGGUGCCCCCAGGGGUGUGAAUUCUGCACUGACCCUCCCCACCCCCGGGAGAAGUGGGUGCUGAGCUGGGAUGACCCCGGAGGAGUGGACCUACCUGGCCGUGCUGCUUUUCUCUAUCCCCAUUGGCUUUGUCUUCAAGAGAGGGGGACACCAAGUGAAGCAGUUUGGGGGGGCAGCCGUGGGGCUGUUCUUGACGCUGGUCACCUGCAACAUCCACACCUUGCACUCCCUGGUCACGAUCCUGGGCACAUGGGUCAUCCUCAGCCUCUCCCCCCGGUCCUGUCACUACCUGACCCUCAGCUGGACCUUCUCCUACCUGCUCUUCUUCCGGACGGUGACUUUCUUCGGGCUGCCGGCCCCCACCCCCUUCACCAACGCCGUGCAGCUGCUGCUGACCCUCAAGAUGGUGAGCCUGGCCAAUGAGGUGCAGGAGAUCAGUCGGGCCAAGAAGCAGGACGUCACCUCGUCUGCCAAGGGCCCCGCGAUUGGGCUGAUCCCCAGUGUGCCGGGGCUGGGCUCGAUCCUCUGCUACAGUUACUGCUACGUGGGGCUCAUGACAGGUCCCUUCUACCGCUACAGGACCCACCUGGACUGGCUGCAGCAGCCGGACUCGCAGGCCAUCCCCAGCUGGCGCCCCCUGGUGGCGCGGGCCAGGCUGGUGCCGGUCUACGGGCUGCUCUUCCUGGGGGCCGCGCAGCUCUUCCCGCUGGAGUACGUGCGGAGCGAGGCCUUCGCCGCCCGGGCGCUGCCCUUCCGCCUCUUCUACAUGGUACCCGUCUUCUUCGUCUUCCGCAUGCGCUUCUACGUGGCCUGGCUCUGCGCCGAGUGCGCCUGCAUCGCCGCCACCUUCGGGGCCUACCCCACGGCCGCCCACGCCCGCCCCGGCGGGGGCCCCACCGUCCACUGCCCCAGUGCGGAGGAGGGGGCGCCAGGGGCGGCUCCCCCCGAGUACGACUACGAGACCAUCAAGAACAUUGACCCGUACGGCACCGACUUCUGCGUGCGGGUGCAGGACGGCAUGCGGUACUGGAACAUGAGCGUGCAGUGGUGGCUGGCCCAGUACAUCUACAAGAGCGCCCCCUUCCGCUCCUACGUCAUGAGGAGCGGCUGGACCAUGCUGAUCUCGGCCUAUUGGCACGGCCUGCAUCCCGGGUACUACCUCAGCUUUCUGACCAUCCCGCUGUGCCUGGCGGCGGAGGGGGCGAUGGAGGCCGGGCUGCGGGGGUGCCGGGGGGCGGCGCCGGAGCCCGACCGCUCCUGGGGCGCCUGGGUGCACUGGUUCCUCAAGAUGCGGGCCUACGACUACAUGUGCAUGGGCUUCGUGCUGCUGGAGCUGGGUGCCACCCUGCGGUACUGGCGCUCCGUCUACUUCUGCGUCCACCUGGGUGCCCUGGCCCUGCUGCUCCUGGGCCGCGCCCUGCCCCGGCCCGCCGCCCAGGGGCCGCACCGCGAGCGAGGGGCCGAGGGAGCCCCCCGCCCAGGACCUCUGGGGGCCCGGGAAUAGCCAGGGCCCUGGGGG